AUGGCUAUAAUCACUGUUGACUUUCAGCUCUGUUUCAUCUUCAUCUUCCUAUGGCUCCUCACGCGGUUUGGCCUCUCUUCUUUCUUCUUCAAGAAACCAAAACUCCAAGACUGUGAUCUACCUCCGAGUCCACCAUCUCUACCUGUCAUUGGUCAUCUGCACCAUCUCCUCUCUGUUCCAAGUCACAAAUCAUUUCAGAAAGUCUCUUCCAAGUACGGUCCUCUCCUUCACCUUCGGGCCUUUACUAUCCCAAUUGUUCUUGUCUCAUCAGGCUCCAUGGCCUAUGAAAUUUUGAGGACUCAUGGCCUGAACUUUGCAACCCGUGACCGUGAGGUUCCUAUAAUGGAAAAGUCAAUACUGUUUGGAUCAUUUGGCUUUAUCUCAGCUCCUUAUGGAGAUUACUGGAAGUUCAUGAAGAAACUAUUAGUCACCAAACUUCUCGGGUCUCAUUCUCUCGAGCGGACACGGCUCAUCCGUGGGGAAGAACUUAAGUCAUUCCGUGCUAUGCUUUUUGACAAGGCGGCAAAGAAUGAGGCUGUUGAUGUUGGUGAAGAGAUGAUGAAGCUGACGAAUAAUUCCAUUUGCAGGAUGAUAAUGGGGAGGAAAUGCUCUGAGGAGAACGGUGAAGCAGAGCAAAUCAGAAGCUUGGUGACUAAAUCACUCAGUUUGGUGAAGAAGUUCCUUAUAGCUAGCACGGUUGGUAGACUUCUCAAGAAGCUUGGUAUCUCACUGUUUGAGAAGGAAAUUAUGGAGGUCUCACAGAGGUACGAUGAAUUACUGGAGAAGAUUAUUAAGGAACAUGAAGAGAAUCCGAACCAGAAAGAGGACAGAGACAUGAUGGAUGUUCUGUUGGAAGUCUGUGCAGAUGACAACGCUGAGUUUAAGAUUUCAAGGAACCAAAUCAAAGCACUUUUUGUGGAACUUUUCCUUGGAGGCACUGAUACUUCAGCACAAACAACACAGUGGAUAAUAGCGGAACUGAUUAACCGCCCUGAGAUUCUUAAAACUUUGAGAGAAGAGAUUGAAUCUUUUGUCGGGAAAACGAGGUUAAUUCAAGAAACAGAUCUCGCAAAUUUGCCUUAUUUGCAGGCUGUAGUGAAAGAAGGGCUAAGACUACACCCGCAUUCGCCAAUCUUGGUGAGGAAUGCAACGGAAGGAUGCAAGAUCGGAGAGUUUUACAUACCAAAAAACACUACUAUGAUCAUAAACACGUAUGCAGUGAUGAGAGACCCGAAUUCAUGGGAGGAACCAGACAAGUUUCAACCGGAGAGGUUCAUGGUUUCUCCUUCAAAGGGGAUAGAAGAGAUGAGAGAGCAGCUAGCUGUGAACUACCUUCCUUUUGGGAGCGGAAGAAGGGGAUGCCCUGGUUCAAACUUAGGUUAUAUCUUCAUUGGACUAGCCAUUGGAACAAUGGUACAGUGUUUUGACUGGAGUGUUGAUGGAAAUAAAGUGAACAUGGAAGAGACUGGAGAUAUGACCCUGCGAAUGGCUCAUCCACUUAAAUGCACUCUUGUUGCUCGAAUUGACCCUUCAGCCAGCUUUGAGCCUGCAGAUCCGUAG
Messenger RNA from Eruca vesicaria subsp. sativa (arugula), 1560 nucleotides. Lineage: Eukaryota; Viridiplantae; Streptophyta; Magnoliopsida; Brassicales; Brassicaceae. The record is from the annotation of a GenBank genome assembly.